Anopheles maculipalpis is the source of this 849-nucleotide messenger RNA. RefSeq lists its product as uncharacterized. NCBI's taxonomy places the organism in Eukaryota, Metazoa, Arthropoda, Insecta, Diptera, Culicidae. The record is from RefSeq and is a predicted model, not a curated record. Bases 1 to 849 code for a protein of 282 amino acids. The transcript is spliced from 3 exons.
AUGGAUCGAAACAAAACUAAUACGAGAAUUUCCCGAAUAACAAACCAACAGCUUAACCGACUGAUAACCUGCCUCGAAGCGGAACCAGAUAUCGCACGAAACUUGGUACGGGGUUCGCAAAACGGAUUCUGGCGAAAGGUUGCCAGCAACUUAAACGAUAUAGGACCGGCACGUAAAGAUGUUACCGGAUGGAAAAGGGCUUGGUUUGACUAUAAGUGCAGCUUGAAAAAGCGGGCAACGCAAUACAAUGCGGACAUUGCUGCAGGCAUUUAUCCAAAGCACCUUUCACCCACACAUAGACGAGUGAUGAAGCUGUUGGGCUAUGAGAUAAAGAAAGCAAAGUUAACGGAAGAGGUCGGUUCCGGAUCGGAAGAUAUGCAUGACGAAGAGACAACCCAGUUCGACGCGGAAGACCACACCGAUUCUAAUAUGGAGGGAGCGUUGCUGCAGGAUGACGCGGGGUCCGAUGACGAUAGGAACGAAUCGACAACACGUUCCUCGGAAAGGAUACGGGCGUGCCAGAAACGGUUGGAGAAACUUCCAAACAUAACCAUCAAAAUGCAUCGAAACGAUAUGGAUCCGCUGGGAAAUGGAGGAUCCAGCAGUAGAAGCGAUUCUGCCUCUGCUUUCGACUCAUCGACUAGAAAGCGAGCUAGGGAAGCAAACUUUCGCAAAGCGCUCGAAACUAACCAAAUGCUAAUUACCGCGGUAAAUGCUUCUCUGGCACAAAAUGAGGAACUGAUCGGUGAGAUGCGAGCGAUAACAAAAACGUGUGAAGCGUUGAACGAGAAUAUGAGGAAUGUUUGUGAUGCGCUGCGUGAUUUCACGGAGGUAUUAAAAUCGAAAUAA